Messenger RNA from Phymastichus coffea, 1595 nucleotides. Its product is annotated as ionotropic receptor 75a-like. The record is from RefSeq and is a predicted model, not a curated record. Bases 24 to 1331 code for a protein of 435 amino acids. Gene Ontology annotation, cellular component: membrane. Gene Ontology annotation, molecular function: ligand-gated monoatomic ion channel activity. The transcript is spliced from 7 exons. Lineage: Eukaryota; Metazoa; Arthropoda; Insecta; Hymenoptera; Eulophidae.
UUCACCGUAUUACUCUCAAAGCAAUGUUUUACAAGAGUCUAUUCAAAGCUGCCGACGUGCCACUGGAACAGUAUUACGAAGAUUACGAGUACGCGACGCGAGAUAGUCAGUCUAAAUUUUCAUACCACGUUCUGAGCCACUUGUCCGACAUUUACAACUUCAGCUUACACUCUCGAGAAUCCCCUCUGUGGAGCAAAGGGGACGUCGUGGGUCCGAUCGAACGGGCUCUGACGAACCGUGAAAUCGAUAUUACGGGCACUCCCAUAAGCUUCAACAUUCGUCGACUACAGGUACUAAAGUACGUCCAUCAAGACUGGCCCUUCAGGAGCUGUUUUUUCUUUCGAAACCCUGAAUCAGCGGUCAUCCAAGUGGGCGAAGUGCUCCGUCCACUCGCCAAUGAAGUUUGGUAUCUCACGAGCUUUUCUAUGUUGGUGAGUGUCGCUAUCGUAUCGAUGGCUUUGCGCCACGAUUGCACGCAGCCUGGUAUCACGACUCUUUCGAAUUCGCUUCUUAUUGUGCUGGGUGCGCUAUCUCAACAAAGCAGCGAUUUAAAAAUGACAAAGUCUCCGAUACGCAUAGCUUUUCUCUUCGUCAUGAUAUUUAGCCUUUUGAUAUACAACUAUUACUCGGCAAGCGUCGUGUCCGUCAGGCUGGAUGAUUCCACUGCUAGGAUCAACGAUUCUCUGGUGCAGCUUGGUAAGCUGAACCUGAGAAUGGCUACCGAGGACAUGGUCUAUCUGGGCUUCUUUUUGAAGAAAGCAGACUGGGAUACGACGACGUUCUAUGAGAAUUAUUGGAAAAAAAUACCCGAGUCAAAGCAAUAUUUGGUGCCAGAGGUCGGGAUGAGUUUGGUGCGCAAAGGUGGCUUCGCUUAUCACACGCACGUAGAAAUUGCUUAUCUUUAUAUCGACAGAUUUUUCGAGCAUCGAGAAAUUUGCGAAAUCAUUGAAGUUCAUUUAGGAGGGCCGCUUAUCACGGCGUUCGGCGUUCAUCUUAACAGCACGUUCGUGGACAUGGCGAGAGUCGGUUUGAUGAGAAUCGCUGAGACGGGUCUUCGCAUUCGGCAAAUACAUAGAUGGCAGUACAGAAAACCAUUAUGCCGAAGGGAAAUUUUGACCGCCACGAGCGUCACGAUUUACGAAUUCGCACCGCACAUCAUACUUUUGCUAAUCGGCGCGGCGCUAUCCGUCAUUGCUCUCGCUGCUGAAAUAUUCAUCAGCACAAGUGGAUACAUCUAUAUUCGAUCAACGUCUCGCACCUUUGUUAAGAAGCUGCUUUCGUGUGGACAGAUUCCAACACAGAUUCGGAGUGAACAGUCUCUUUACCAAUGAUACGUUUUUUCUGUUUUAUUGCGUUAUGUAAAAUCGAUUUCCAAAUCAAUAAGCCUUACCACGCCGGUCAAAAAUAUAUAUAAAAAAUAUUUUACCAACAUUUACUUUACAUUUUAUCGUAAUAAUCGGUUAAUGAGUUUCAGAGUAUUAUAGCUAAUUGCACUUCGAGCAUUGGCUACUUAUAAUAAGAAACGAAAAAUUUCAUCGGGAAAUUUGUAUACCAACGCAAGAGAUGCGAGCUCGUAAAAGUUGCUUUCUUUCAAA